This is a messenger RNA of Solanum lycopersicum (tomato), 633 nucleotides long. The record is from RefSeq and is a predicted model, not a curated record. Lineage: Eukaryota; Viridiplantae; Streptophyta; Magnoliopsida; Solanales; Solanaceae.
AGCUCUAUCCUUUUUUUCUUCCAAAAAUUAAAAUGAGAAAGCUUUGGAAAUUUGGGGCAAUUGCCUCUACUUGCAUUUGCUUUGUAGUCAGCACUGUUGUUGCUGAUUACUCUUACGACUAUACUUCUCAUUCACCAUUUUACAACUCUAAGAAAGACUACAAAUCACUAUCCCCAUACUACAAGAAACCAGAAAAACAUGUUGAACAUCCUCCAUCCCAUUACUAUUACAAGACGCAUGCUCCUUCAAAGUACUACAAGUCACCUAUUGUAGCAAAGUAUUACAAGUCACAUGCUCCUUCACAACACUAUUACAAGUCACCUAUUGUAACAAAGUAUUACAAGUCAUCUGGUCCUUCGAAGCACUACUACAAGUCACCGGUGGUAGAGAAGUAUAACAAGUCACCAGCUCCUUCAAAAAAGUACUACAAGGCACCCGUGCCUUCAAAGAAGUACUACAAGUCACCUUUCCCUUUAAAGCACUACUACAAAUUACCAAAACCUACAAAGCACUACUACAAGUCUCCAUCACCUGCAAAUUAGUACUACAAGUCGUCUGCUCCAUCGACACACUAUUAAUACAAGUUCCCAUCCCCAUCAAAAUAUUACAAAUCACAUUCUCCUUCUAAAUACU